Achroia grisella is the source of this 1780-nucleotide messenger RNA. It is a transcript of the gene Pdp, whose product is annotated as pyruvate dehydrogenase [acetyl-transferring]-phosphatase 1, mitochondrial. The transcript is spliced from 4 exons. Gene Ontology annotation, biological process: protein dephosphorylation. Gene Ontology annotation, molecular function: protein serine/threonine phosphatase activity; cation binding. Bases 109 to 1617 code for a protein of 502 amino acids. Lineage: Eukaryota; Metazoa; Arthropoda; Insecta; Lepidoptera; Pyralidae. The record is from RefSeq and is a predicted model, not a curated record.
AUUAACUGAUAGUUUACAGUCUACUGAAAAUUUAGAGACAGUAAUUUGAACGGCAAUUGUAAUUAUGCCUGUGAUUUUUAUCUUGUUUGUUUAUUAGAUAGCGUAAUUAUGAAUUGUUCAAGUACAAAUUUAAUUCUAAGUACAUGCCAAAAGUUAGACGCGAGAUUUAGGCACAAAAUUAUAUGUAACUGGACUACACAUCAUAAACCAGAUUUUCGUUAUAUAAACGAUUGCACAUCAACAUAUACUCGCCUUUUUCAUUCAUCAUACAGGCGUAAACAAUCUCAAAAAGAUGGUAUUACCGUUCUUCCGUCACCGCAAGAAGUUACAAUAAUUCUACGCAAGAAUGAGUUCAACAAAGAAUUCACUUCAGGCUCAGUGAAGUCAUAUGAUUCAAAUCAACUGGCUUCAAAUGAUCCUAUUGAGGACACUAGAAGUGAAGCGCAGUGCAAGAUGACUCCAGGUCUCCUGAUGGGUAUAUUUGACGGCCAUGGUGGCCCUGCCUGUGCUCAAGUUAUAUCCAAGAGACUUUUGAAUUAUGUAGCAGCUUCCCUUCUUCCACUGGAUAGUUUAAACAAAUAUGUACAAGAGAAUCCAAGAGAAAAUCUGAUAGAAUCAUAUAAUGAUAGGGUUGAAAUUGUUCAAGAUCUAAAAUUAGUUUACGAAAAUAGUUUUAAAAAAUAUUUAAUUGAAUUAAUAGACCUUCCUAGAGAUGGUACCGAUGUUCGUUCUUCGUUAGAACAUGCCAUAAUGAAAUUAGAUAAUGAUCUGUCAAAAGAAGUUGUGGAGCCUUUUAAGGAGACCGGUGAUAUAGAUCCUAAGACUUUAUCAGUUGCUCUGUCUGGGGCUGUGGCCUGCGUGUCUCAUAUUGAUGGUCCUCAUCUGUAUGUAGCUAAUGUAGGUGACUGCAACGCUGUAUUGGGUACUAUGACUGAGGAAGAUGAGUGGGUUGCCAAGAAAAUUACAAAAGAACAUAAUUCUGAAAAUUUUGAUGAGUUGAAGAGAAUAUGGAAUGAGCACCCAGAAAGUGAAAGAAAAACUGUGAUAAGGAGAGAUAGACUGUUAGGAGAGUUAGCUCCACUGCGUAGUAUGGGAGAUUUCCGAUACAAGUGGCCAACAGAGUUAUUAAAGAAUGUUGCUGUCCCAAUGGUUGGCCAGAAGGCUAUACCUCCUAAUUAUCAUACACCACCUUACUUAACAGCUAAGCCAGAUGUUUAUUAUCACAGACUCACACCAAAAGAUAAAUUUUUGAUAAUUGCAUCGGAUGGCCUGUGGGACAUGAUGACUCCGUUACAAUCCGUGAAAUUGGUGGGUGAGCAUAUGAAGGGUAAAGUUUUCUUCAAUCCCCUUAAAUUGCCCCGGAAAAAUAUUCAAUUAGGAGAUAUAAAUGAAUUGUUAAAUCAUAGAAAAGAGAGCUUAAAGAGCAAGCCUAAGGAUAGAAAUGCAGCUACUCAUUUAAUAAGACAUGCCAUCGGCGGAACAGAGUACGGUGUCGAUCACUCUAGGCUGGCACAUCUUCUUAGCUUAUCUUCAGAUGUAAGUCGUAUGUUUCGAGAUGACAUAACUGUUACCGUAGUAUAUUUCGAUUCAGAAUUCCUCAGACAAUGUCCAGCAUAAAGUGCCUCAAAUUAAAUUCCUUUAUUUAAUUCUUCUUUACGUACACUUAGUGUGUAUUGAGGAGUGUUAUUUUGUUAACUGUUUUGUUCAAUUAUUAUUUAUCGAUCUAGUAUUUAUUAACGAAUUUUGGAGUAGUGUUUAAAUAAAUAGUUGUUGAAAGUAA